UCGGAGCAGGGUCUUAGCCGAUCUUAUGGCUUCGGUACGGGGCCUGGUGUUUCUGCUGCUGCCCCUGAUCACAGCGGGGCUGACCCAACCCCAGGACUCCGAGCUGACCUUCCUGCUGCCGGCCGGGAGACAAGAGUGCUUCUACCAGACGGCGCUGUACAAUGGCAGCAUGGAGGUGGAGUACCAGGUGAUCGGAGGGGCCGGACUGGAUGUAGAUUUCUCGGUCACCACCCCGUCCGGGAUCCUUUUGAUUAUGGAGCGGAGGAGAUCUGACGGUGUCCACACGGUGGAGCCCACGGAGGCCGGAGAUUACAUGAUCUGCUUCGAUAACUCCUUCAGCACCAUUUCGGAGAAGCUGGUGUUCUUCGAGCUGAUCUUCGACAGCCAGCAGGGGGACGAGGAGCCGGACAGCUGGGCGGAUAUAGUGGAGCCGGAUGAGCUCCUGGAUAUAAAGAUGGAAGACAUUAAGGAGUCCAUAGAGAACAUGAAGUCCAGGCUGGAGCGCAGCAUGCAGAUGCAGACCGUCCUGAGAGCCUUCGAAGCGAGAGACCGCAAUCUACAAGACAGCAACCUGAGCCGGGUGAACUUCUGGUCGGCCGUGAACCUGGGGUUGCUGGUCGUUGUGGCCUUCACCCAGGUUUACAUGUUAAAGAGCCUCUUCGACGACAAGCGUAAGAUUCGGACGUAGUACGAGGCGGUUUUCCACCUUCGGUCCAGUCAUUUGUCGUCUUCACAGUCUUCCACCACAGCCAAGGAUUUAAAUUAAAACACUGAGAUCUGUGUCAAAUUUACACAAAAAAAAAUUAUAAAAAAAAAAAAACAUAAGAAGCACAAGGACUUCCUUAAAGUAGGUGCUGUCACGUCUUAGCAUGGGGUCUUCUCAUUUCAGCCAUGGAUUCAUCAGAUGGACCUGAUCAGUUGAGACACACAAACGAAAAGUAGGGUCAAGGUGGCCGUAGGCUGGAAGGAGUCUCCCCCAACAAAUGUGAACACAUCUGCCCAAUCUCGCCCCCCCCCCAGACCUUAUGAGCCCCGUCCUUCUUAUAGAAUAGGGAUGAAGCAUACAUUUAGCAAUAGUAAGUGCCCAGUCAUCUCAUCUGGUGGUUACAUCUCCUCACGCAGUCAGAGGGUUGUUGUCUGGGUUGGCACCCAUAGCGGUCCCCCUAUUUAUAUGGCUACUGCUAUGAGCCCCCUGCAACCUUGUCAGGAUUGUCAUUUUAUUUACGGUUUGUGGUUUUUGUAGCAGUUCUGUGUCCAGACUGUGAAUAAUGUAGCUCUUUCUUCCAUCUCCCUUAGCAGGAAAUCCCAGCAUCUUAAAGGGGUACUCUGCUGAAAAACUUUUUUUUUUUUAAAUCAACUGGUGCCAGAAAGUUAAACACAUUUGUAAAUGGCUUCUAUUUAAAAGUCUUAAGUACUGGAAGGAUUAUCAGCUGCUGUAUGCUCCACAGGAAGUUCUUUUCUUUUUAAAUCUCUUUUCUGUCUGGCCACAGUGCUCUCUGCUGACACCUCUGUCCAUGUCAGGAGCUGUCUAGAACAGGA
This is a messenger RNA of Hyla sarda, 1539 nucleotides long. RefSeq names its product transmembrane p24 trafficking protein 1 (gene TMED1). The coding region runs from base 26 to 688 and encodes 220 amino acids. Lineage: Eukaryota; Metazoa; Chordata; Amphibia; Anura; Hylidae. Gene Ontology annotation, cellular component: Golgi apparatus; COPII-coated ER to Golgi transport vesicle; endoplasmic reticulum-Golgi intermediate compartment. The record is from RefSeq and is a predicted model, not a curated record. The transcript has 4 exons. Gene Ontology annotation, biological process: intracellular protein transport; endoplasmic reticulum to Golgi vesicle-mediated transport; Golgi organization.